This is a messenger RNA of Cyclopterus lumpus (lumpfish), 2872 nucleotides long. RefSeq names its product SIN3-HDAC complex associated factor (gene sinhcaf). The transcript is spliced from 6 exons. Gene Ontology annotation, biological process: negative regulation of cell migration. The record is from RefSeq and is a predicted model, not a curated record. Lineage: Eukaryota; Metazoa; Chordata; Actinopteri; Perciformes; Cyclopteridae. The coding region runs from base 175 to 1035 and encodes 286 amino acids.
GGUGUGGAUAGGACGCAUGCGCACUUUGUCCACAACUCUCCAGUCCCGUCCACAAGCGCAGACAUCAACAAGGGAGCGGGUUACUGAUGCGGGUUGAUUUUCAUAACAGUCACAUCGCGAGCACGCGUUUUAAGGACUAUUGCUUUGAAUCAGCUUCACGCAGCUUGCAACAAGAUGUUUGGCUUUCAUAAGCCAAAAAUGUACAGGAGUUUGGACGGCUGCUGCAUCUGUCGUGCAAAGUCGUCAAGCUCUCGUUUCACGGACAGUAAGCGGUACGAGAAAGACUUCAGGAGCUGUUUUGGACUGUGUGAAACGCGAUCUGGAGAAAUCUGUAAUGCCUGUGUGCUCCUGGUGAAACGGUGGAAGAAGCUACCUGUGGGAACCAAGAAGAACUGGAACCAUGUUGUUGAUGCCAGAGGAGGUCCCAGCCUAAAGAUAACUUCCAGGCCCAAGAAGAUAAAGUCCAUAUCCAAGAAAGCCCGGCCGAGCCAGAUCAGCAGGCUGCAGAAAGAGCUGAAAAGAAACCAUUCAGAUGCCCACAGCACAACCUCCAGUACUUCUCCGGCUCAGUCACCUAGCUACAGCAACCUGUCAGAUGACAGCUCAGACACUGAGCUCAGCCCAGGAUCCAGUCGCUCCCCAGUUUUCUCAUUUCUGGACCUCACUUACUGGAAGAGGCAAAAGGUAUGCUGUGGAAUAAUCUACAAGGGACGCUUUGGAGAGGUGCUCAUCGACCCCCAUUUGUUCAAACCAUGCUGCCGCAACAAACAACGGCAGCAGCAUCAACAACAACAACAACAACAACAAGAGGAGGAGGAGGAGGAAGAGGAGGAGGAGGAGGAAGAAGAAGAGGAGGAAGAGGUGGAGAUAGAGGAGGGCCAGGUGGCCGUGGAUGUUAGCCAGGAUAAAUCCCAGACGGAAGACGAAGUGAAGGAGACCCCAAGGUGUGAGGAAAAUGUCGGUCCUGCACAGCUUUGCGUUACCGUAACAACACCUCCAACCAGGAGCGGGGCAGUGGUGGAGGCUGGAUGGUAAAGCCAAAACCAGGCCAACAUUUCUCUGAAGAAAUCUUGGUGUGCUGUUUUGUUUUUCUCAAGCACUUACAGAAAGAAGUUGCCUCAGAUAGCAUUCAAUCAUAAAGCAGCUGGAACUCCUUUCGUUCUUCUCCAUGAUAAUAUGGAGGUUUGUUUAUUUUGUUAAAAUGGUAAUUUAUUAACUGUUUUUCCACUUUGUCUCUUAUUUUGUAUUUAAUAUUCAAACAUUCAUACUCCUUGGUGUUUUUGAUUUACUUUAGAUGAAAUGCUGGAGCUCUAGUUAGUUAGUUAGUUUUAAAAGAUUUUAUUCCAAAAAGUAGAUCCACUUACUCACAGAAAAGGUGCCACUUGAAAUUCAUUACUCAACAUUUCAAACAUACAGCUGAACCAAUUCUCAAUGUGGCUAUUUCAUGAGCAUAUAUGUUAAGAUAACAAAUGUAAUGGCAUUACUUUUGUUUUCUUUGUUAAGAGUAAAUAUCUCUUCUUUUGAAAUGGUGGAUAUCUCGUUUUGGAAUGAAUGACACUUUAGCAUCGACAGAGCACAGCCAUGUACAGUAGCCCCUGUGUUUGUGUCUUUUAACAUUGACAUCCAUUCCUAUCAAAGAGUUUGUCUCUGUGUGCAAAUAUGUGAGUGGGUCCCAUUUUUAAACAAGGCCUAUUCACAGCUUCAACAGCAAAUACACCAGCCUUAAUAAUGUGUUACAGACAGCUAGUGUUAAUUCUGGAUCGGUAUUAAGGAACCCAAGGGACAGUAUAUUUAUUGUGGCCUCAGCAACACAUAGUGCAUUUUGCAUGAAUGGCAAGCCCACUCAUCCAAAGACCUAAUGAUCUGAUGCAUGAGUACUAAAAUUGCAUGGCCUUAUAACUGUAAAUCUUACUUACAUUUUUUUUAAUCCAUUUUGCUGAAGUUUUAACUUAUUUUUAUAUGUAAGAAAAAGGAAAAAUUAAGUUUCUUCCCAUAAUACCACGUAGUACAACAGCAAAACAUACAAACGGUCUAUAGUCAUUCAGCAAUAUCAAUAUCAGUGAUUCCUGUCAAUCCUGGGUCAGUAUAGGUAAAUUACUUUAUACAAGUUGAAAUUCUAUGCCAUUGCCUCUUAUAUACCACAGAUGAGUUGUGGUAUAUUGCCUAAUAUUACUUUAUUUAUCAACCGAAAGCCAAAGCACAUUAAAAUUCACCCAAUGUCAAAUCAAUGCAGGUUUUCCAUGGACACUUGUGCUUAUCCAAGGUCAUUUGUAUGUAUAUUUAAGGUAUUCUAAACAGAACACUAAUGUCAAUUUUCAUACAUGUGUUUUUGUAGUCAGGAGCAACGGGUGACAUGUACAUAAGGGGCUGGGUGAGCCAUAUGGCUCUUAUAUGGGUGUCAUUAUUUAUUUAUUUCAUAUUUAUUUGUAUCACUGCAUCCCUGCUUACAAGUGUAAUAUUAUGAAUUAUGUUCAUCUUUAGCUUAUAUGUAGAAUGGUUUUGUACUUAAGAAAUCGAAUGUAAUUCUCACAACUUUGCGUUGAAUUACCGGUUGUCAAUAUUUGUGAAAUGUUAAGUAUUUAUUUACUCAUCAGUUGAGUUGCGUGCAACCUAACUUAUUCUGUACCAUUACUUUGGAUCUAUAUCAUGUAGACUAAAACGAAUGAUAGAUUGCAACCAAACUGUACUUUUUCUCUUUUUUAGCUGGUAGCUUAAAAUGUCACAGAAUUGUAGACCUAACUCUAGACUUGCAUGUACUGUUGCUAUGCAUUUACUUGUCUUACAAGUUAGACAAAGCGGUUUUGUAUUUUUUAUAAAUCAUGUACUUUUUUUACCUGUCCCUUAAUAAAAGUAAUUUUUCGAGUUUUCUGGA